This is a messenger RNA of Lagenorhynchus albirostris (white-beaked dolphin), 1535 nucleotides long. It is a transcript of the gene ISM1, whose product is annotated as isthmin 1. The transcript has 6 exons. Lineage: Eukaryota; Metazoa; Chordata; Mammalia; Artiodactyla; Delphinidae. Gene Ontology annotation, biological process: negative regulation of angiogenesis. The coding region runs from base 1 to 1389 and encodes 462 amino acids. The record is from RefSeq and is a predicted model, not a curated record.
AUGGUACGCCUGGCGGCCGAGCUGCUGCUGCUGCUGGGGCUGCUGCUGCUCACGCUGCACAUCACGGUGCUGCGCGGUUCGGGAGCCGCCGACGGGCAGACCGCGGCCAACGCCAGCCGGACGCAGCUGCAGAAUAACCUCAACAUGGAAAGUGCCUCGACAUCGGAAACCAGCUCUCCUCUCUCCAAAGAAACACCAGGGGAGUAUUCGGACCACCAGUCUGCACACCAACCAUUCCCCAGACAGCAAUUCCAGCAAGAGGCUGGGCCCCCUUCAUUGCAAAGAGAUGGCCCCAGAUCCUUUCUCCUUGAUCUACCAAACUUUCCAGAUCUUUCCAAAGCUGAUAUCAAUGGGCAGAAUCCAAAUAUCCAGGUCACCAUAGAGGUGGUGGACGGUCCUGACUCUGAAGCAGAUAAAGAUCAGCAUCCGGAGAAUAAGCCCAGCUGGUCAGUCCCAUCCCCCGACUGGCGGGCCUGGUGGCAGAGGUCCUUGUCCUUGGCAAGGGCCAACGGCGGGGACCAGGACUACAAGUACGACAGUACCUCAGACGACAGCAACUUCCUCAACCCCCCUGGGGGGUGGGACCGUCCGGCCCCAGGCCACCGGACUUUUGAAUCCAAAGAACAGCCAGAAUAUGAUUCCACAGACGGUGAGGGAGACUGGAGUCUCUGGUCUGUUUGCAGCGUCACCUGUGGGAACGGCAACCAGAAACGGACCAGGUCUUGUGGCUAUGCGUGCACUGCAACCGAAUCUAGGACGUGUGACCGUCCAAACUGCCCAGGUAUCGAAGACACCUUCAGGACAGCUGCCACUGAAGUGAGUCUGCUUGCGGGAAGUGAAGAGUUUAAUGCCACCAAACUGUUCGAAGUUGACACGGACAGCUGUGAGCGCUGGAUGAGCUGCAAGAGCGAGUUCCUAAAGAAGUACAUGCACAAGGUGAUCAACGACCUGCCCAGCUGCCCCUGCUCCUACCCCACCGAGGUGGCCUACAGCACGGCCGACAUCUUCGACCGCAUCAAGCGCAAGGACUUCCGCUGGAAGGAUGCCAGCGGGCCCAAGGAGAAGCUGGAGAUCUACAAGCCCACGGCCCGGUACUGCAUUCGCUCCAUGCUGUCCCUGGAGAGCACCACACUGGCCGCCCAGCACUGUUGCUAUGGCGACAACAUGCAGCUCAUCACCAGGGGCAAAGGGGCGGGGACGCCCAAUCUCAUCAGCACUGAGUUCUCAGCGGAGCUCCACUACAAAGUGGACAUCCUGCCCUGGAUUAUCUGCAAGGGCGACUGGAGCAGGUAUAACGAGGCCCGACCUCCCAACAACGGACAGAAGUGCACAGAGAGCCCCUCGGACGAAGAUUAUAUCAAGCAGUUUCAAGAGGCCAGAGAGUAUUAAAGAGACACCACCUCUGUUGUUCGUGACACAAACACACUGCACUGAUCCGCCACCUGGCACAGAGUCCCUCUUACCCACAUACAUGUAUAUGUACAUAUACCACGUGAGUAUUUGUCAUAAGUUACACUAGGGGUGUGCGCCAGGCC